Messenger RNA from Camellia sinensis, 1191 nucleotides. NCBI's taxonomy places the organism in Eukaryota, Viridiplantae, Streptophyta, Magnoliopsida, Ericales, Theaceae. The record is from RefSeq and is a predicted model, not a curated record.
AUAUAUAAGAGCUUGGAGUUGGGAUUGGGACACACACUUGGGAAGCGCCCGCGAGAAAAAAACAUGCGAGUCUGGAGUAAACAAGCAUCCCGAGCGCUUUACAGCAUCGUUGCGACUUCACCAUCAUCAUUCGCUUCUUCAUCUUCAUCUUCAUCUUCAUCUUCAUCUUCAUCUUGUUCUUUGAUAGCAAGAGCCCUCACCACUUGGCGGCAAUCACACCCUCUGAUCCAAUCUCCCCAUCAUGCAUUCGGGGCCGUCCUCGAGUGUCCAUGGUCCGCCACGCAGCUCCGCGGUGCCAAGUUCCGCGGCUCCGAUGUCAAACCCGGAAACGUCAUUGAAAGAAAAGGCAAAAUUUAUCAGGUUGUAAAAGCACAGCACACAGUGCAAGGAAGGGGGGGUGCAUGCAUACAGGUGGAGCUUCGUGAUAUUGACAGCGGGAACAAAAUAAAUGAAAGGCUUCGUACAGAUGAGGCUAUUGAAAAAGUAUUUGUUGAAGAAAAGCCCUAUACAUACUUGUAUACUGAGGAUAACUUUGUGGUGCUAGCGGAGCCUAAAACAUAUGAUCAGUUGGAUGUGCCCAAGGACUUGUUUGGUGAAGCUGCUGUGUAUCUAAAAGGCCUUGGAUCCUUGCUUGUAAACCCCACACCCGAAGAGCUAUAUAACAUGACAGUCACCGUGCAGCUUUAUGAUGAAAGACCGAUGUCUGCAUCGGUCCCUGAACGGGUGACAUGCAAAGUUGUGGAAGCGCAGGUUCCUAUGAAGGGGAUUGCAGCCACUCCACAUUAUAAAAAAGUUCUUCUGGACAAUGGUCUCACUGUUCAGGUACCAGCACAUGUCUUAGCUGGUGAUCAGAUUGUUGUCAAUACUUCUGACAACUCAUAUAUUACCAGGGCAUAGAAGUGUACUAUAUCCUCUUCCAGAUUAGCAGAGAGUGCUAUUCAGCAUUUUUGUGUCACUCUUUACGACUAUAUCAUUGUCCAGCUUUUGCUUAUGAGACAGACGAGGAAGAUUGGUUUAAAUUUAAAUGGAGACAUUUAUUGAGGUUUGGUAGUAUUUUUUUUAUAGAAUUGAGAUUUCUGGCACACAUACAUACUAUAUAUUAUUGUUUGCUAACAAUGGAUGUGGAAUGGGGAAUAAGAAACAAUCAAUUCAGUUCUAUAUAUAGAGGUUAGGAUUGAAGUUUUGAACUGU